Messenger RNA from Arabidopsis thaliana (thale cress), 1023 nucleotides. RefSeq names its product Haloacid dehalogenase-like hydrolase (HAD) superfamily protein. Gene Ontology annotation, molecular function: phosphatase activity. Bases 166 to 612 code for a protein of 148 amino acids. Lineage: Eukaryota; Viridiplantae; Streptophyta; Magnoliopsida; Brassicales; Brassicaceae. The transcript has 3 exons. The record is from RefSeq and is marked reviewed.
GAAAAAGUAGAGGGGUUCUUUUCCGAAGUCUUGUAAUUUCCCAGACCGUCGACGACAAAACUCUACACAUGUCCAUUAACGUCUGGAUUUCGAUUGUCAAGAAGUUUUGUAAAACGCAAACUCCGAUAAUCUUUCUCUAAUCUCCGAUCGUGUUUUCUUAGUGAGAUGGCGGAAGAGAAGGUAAAAGAUGAAGCUAUGCAAAUAAUGGGAAUGUUUCAAAUUCUUCCGAGACUUGUCGUCUUUGAUCUCGAUUAUACUCUCUGGCCUUUCUACUGUGAGUGCCGUUCGAAACGAGAAAUGCCAUCUAUGUAUCCACAAGCAAAGGGUAUAUUGAGUGCUUUGAAAGAGAAGGGUAUCGAAAUGGCUAUUGCUUCGAGAUCUCCUACUUCAGAUAUUGCUAACACAUUUCUUGAUAAAUUGAACAUUAAGCCCAUGUUUGUGGCCAAGGAAAUAUACUCAAGUUGGAGUCAUAAGACGGAACAUUUUCAGAAGAUACACACAAGAACGGGAGUGCCGUUUACCGCGAUGCUCUUCUUCGAUGAUGAAGACCGAAACAUUAAAUCAGUUAAACACAAACUACUACUUGAGCGUACAUUGCAUAGUGUGGAUUAAUUUCUUUACUUUGUGCACUAAGAUUGAAUCUUUUAUGUGUGAUCAAUUAAACAGGUUUCGAAAAUGGGAGUGACAAGCAUCCUUGUUGGUGAUGGGGUUACGCUUGGAGCAUUUAGACAAGGGCUUACUGAAUUUACUCAAAAUCAUAAUAGUAUCGAGAAGAAUAAACAGGUUUGGCGUGACAAGUAUUCUGGAAAGCCUACAUCAUCGGAGACAGACAAAGAUUAACAUUCAUUUGUGAGAGUUAUGAUCCAUUGGUGGACACAAAACAUUCUCGAGUGUUGUAUCACCAUUUUUAACUACAAGUAAUUUACUCGGAUAUGUUAAGAUUUGUAUUGAACAAGAAAGAUUAAUCUAGACUAAAAACAUGCUCUUCUCGAGAAAAUGCAGAAAACAUUGGAUUGACUUCUA